AUGGACACUAGACAAUUAGAAGCCGUACCAGUUUAAUCUCGAAAUACAGUGAAAUAAUAGGAAGUAUGAUAAUAUUAAGAUAAAAGGAUCUUUAUAUAUCAUUGCCAGAUUUAUAUAUUAGAAAAUAUGUGCUAUCUGAAAAAAUAUGUGCAUUAAAGAAACCAUACAUACCAAAAGUAAAUAUGCAUGAUCAAACAAAUUAAGAGGUAUAGAUGGAAAGUAAUUUUAGAUUCGAAGAGUUCCAAAAGUUUGGUAAUAAGUAAUGAAUGAUGUACAAUUGAAGGCACUUGAUUUUUCAGAGAGAUAGAAAUGGAAAGUAAAAGAAUAAUUUAUAUUAAUAUAUAGAUAGCUGUGAAUUAUUAAUUGGCAUAGGAAGCAAAGGCAAAUCAUUAGAUGUUAUAGAAAGAGAGGGAAGAAAUAGAGUAAUUUGGAAUUUGUAUUUCUUAUUCAUUAUGUCAGAUGGUAUAGAAAGCAUUUAAUUAAAUGGGUAAUUAUAAUUUUAGUAUAGAAUUAGAUAUUGAAGAACCAAAUCAAAAGCCAAUAUAAAAAUAUUUGAGAAUAAUGAAGAGUGAUAAUUAAGAAUUAGAUGAAUAGAGAUAUUAAGAUGCUCUUCAAAAAGUGAAAAGAUACUUAUCAACUAAUAGAGAUAUUUAUGUCUCUUUGGAAUCAUUAUUUCCAGAUAUGUAAUAAACAUAUUCAGAAUCAAAUACUCAUGAUAUUCAUUCUAAUGAUAGAAGGAAGAUUAAAUAAACAUAUGAUUUCGAUUUUAAGAAAAAAUAUGAGAAUCUAUAAGAGGCUCUGUAAUUGUUUGUGAAUAAAGAUAUUCCAUUAAAAGAAUCUUUUGAGAAGAGUAUGAUGAGUAUAGAGAGUUUUCCAACUUCUUUGGAUAUGAUUUUCAAAUAUAAAGCAAAAUCAUAUUAUUAAGAACCUUGUUUGGAUCCAGAAUAUGAAGAAUUAUUAUAUACAAUUGGUUGUACUCCUGAAUAGGUAUUAAAUGAUGGAGAAAAGAUGAUGAAGAAGUAUUAAAUCAUAUUAAUUAUAGAAUGAAGAUAUUUUCAAGUAAUUAAGUUGUAGAAUAACAAUUACUUCCAUAAUUGGAAUUAAAAGAUUUGUUUCGAUACAAAUAUAAUUAUAUAGAAAAAGAUUGUCAUUUUAUUUAGCAGAAUGGAAAAUUUAUACCUUUAAAUGCUGAAAGAUUCAAUUCACAUGCUUAAUCAAUAACAAAAUCAAAUGAAUUAGUCAAACAAUAUUUCAUAUAGUAAUAAUUAUACAUAAUCAAAUUUUUUAGUUAUUUUUAGAAAUUCUAAGGAGAUUUUAAUUAAGUUAGUUAAGCCUUAUCAUCAAAUACAGUCACAGCUAAUUUGUAUUUGUAUACUCCUAAUUUCUGUGCUGAUCUUUAUGCUUGGUUGAUAUUUAAUAAGAGUAUUCCAUCAAAUUCUAAAUUUAUCUUGCCUUAACAAUAUUAAAAGAAAUGUGAAACAAUUAAAUAAAUUUAGAAAUCUUNGAUAAUUCUAUCAUUGAUUUUGGAGAAUAAAUAGGGAACAUAAAAUUGA
Messenger RNA from Paramecium primaurelia, 1553 nucleotides. NCBI's taxonomy places the organism in Eukaryota, Ciliophora, Oligohymenophorea, Peniculida, Parameciidae. The record is from the annotation of a GenBank genome assembly.